Molecule: messenger RNA, 412 nt
Organism: Entrophospora candida
Lineage: Eukaryota; Fungi; Glomeromycota; Glomeromycetes; Entrophosporales; Entrophosporaceae
Source: the annotation of a GenBank genome assembly
CUUUAGAAAUUGACAUUCCUAUUCCAGACAAAGAACCAUACAGAUUCCUCACACUUGAUAAUAUUAAACAAUCACCAACUCAAGAGGCAGUUGCUGAUGAAAAAUCCCGAACUAUACAGGUUAUAGACAUCCUCCUUGGUACACCAACAUCUACAGUUUGUGCUAAAUUUUCAAAAUUUGAGGAAAUUGAAAACAUAACUCCACAAACACGUAAUUUCUACCAACAUGCUUUCAUUAAAUACAAAAACACUGAAGGAAACAAAAAAUUUGCAGAAGAAACAUGGAGUAUUUAUCUCUUGAAAGAUGCAGUAAGGGUCCCACCAUUAGAUCUUACACAAGAACAAAGAGAACAGAGACAGGCUCAUAGUCGUCGAAGGAGGGAUGAUAUCGACCAAAGGUCGAAUCCCUCAAG